UCACUUCCGCUAUCGGGGGGGAUACCGGAGCGAUGACUGCCACACUUCGUCCAUACCUCUGCGCAGUCCGCUCCACGUUGGAGGUGGCAGUAUGCCUGGAAAAUUUCUCUUCUCAGGUUGUGGAGCGACAUAACAAGCCUGAAGUUGAAGUCAGGAGUAGCAAAGAGCUGCUGUUACAGCCAGUGAUUAUAAGUAGGAACGAAAAGGAAAAAGUUCUUAUUGAAGGAUCCAUUAACUCUGUGCGUGUCAGCAUUGCUGUAAAACAGGCUGAUGAAAUUGAAAAGAUCUUGUGCCAUAAAUUUAUGCGCUUCAUGAUGAUGAGAGCUGAAAACUUCUUCAUCUUGCGCCGAAAGCCUGUAGAGGGAUACGAUAUCAGCUUCCUGAUCACAAACUUCCAUACGGAGCAGAUGUACAAACACAAGCUGGUUGACUUUGUGAUCCAUUUCAUGUAAGAGAUUGAUAAGGAGAUCAGCGAGAUGAAAUUGUCCGUGAACGCAAGAGCUCGUAUCGUUGCUGAGGAAUUCCUUAAGAAUUUUUAAAGAUUGUGGGAUGCUCUGCAGGAUGUGACUUCCUCGUCUCGCCCAUGGAUCUCUGCAUCACUGCUGAAAAAGUCUGGGCGGGGAGUAAUAGGGGGGGGGGGGGGCUUGCAAUUAAAGUGCGGUAUAGAGAGGCAGUGAUUGUUCGUCAGGGAGACCUCUGGGGGAAAUGUUUAUGGCAUUUACCUUCAUUCCAAUAUCCCCCACAGGAUGGGACAGAAUAUUUUUAUUGUUUAUUUUGAGAGAAAUGUUGUACUUGUCUGAUUCUGUAUUCACUUUCUUUUUUUUUUUAAGUCAUUACUGAAUUUAUUUUUACAUUUCUUUUCUGAUAUAUAUUUGCAAAAUUUCCAGUAAUGUCAUCGCUGUUCACAAUGGGAACAUGGGUGAUAAAGGCAUUUGUUGCAAGCAGCUUGCCUUUUUUCAUUCCCUUCCU
This is a messenger RNA of Pelobates fuscus (common spadefoot toad), 969 nucleotides long. RefSeq names its product actin-related protein 2/3 complex subunit 4-like. The coding region runs from base 33 to 452 and encodes 139 amino acids. Gene Ontology annotation, molecular function: actin filament binding. The transcript has a single exon. NCBI's taxonomy places the organism in Eukaryota, Metazoa, Chordata, Amphibia, Anura, Pelobatidae. Gene Ontology annotation, biological process: Arp2/3 complex-mediated actin nucleation; actin filament polymerization. The record is from RefSeq and is a predicted model, not a curated record. Gene Ontology annotation, cellular component: Arp2/3 protein complex; actin cytoskeleton.